CUCAAAUCCCCCAGGAAGCUCCAAUCCCUCAGCAAUCAUACGAUUCAUGCUACCUCCAAGUCUCAACCACAACUCUUCAAAAUGAUGCGCAUUGUCAACAGGCGGGCUGUGUCAAUCAGACCCAUCUGCUAUCUGAAAGCCAAUAAAGACAUGCACUACCUGUACAGUAAUCUGACCACAGCGAGCCAAAUCGAUGCAAUGGCCAUCCUCGACCGCCAAAUACUCCGACCAGACAGAGCAGAGACAUGCCAAUCUGGCACCGACGACGAAGUAGCACGUCACAAAUCACCGUACGACCCUACACAAACAGCAGUGGAGAAAGAAGUAUCCGCUCUGCGGGAAGAAUACAGACGGGAAGGGGACCUCCUCCACGAUCCACUAGCAGUCAGCCCUGCAAACCAACAAGUCAGUCAUAUUUUGCAGUUGGAAGAGGAGCGUGCAAUUCCCGGAUGGAACUGGAACCCACUGGGUAGUGUCAGGGGUUGGACAAGUAAACACAGAACGCCUCUGCUGCGAAGGGAGCCGUAUGCCUUUCGAGCAUAUGAAAUUGUGUUUCCACAUUCUGGGAAGUACAGAAAGAAGAGCGAAACGGUACAGGCCCACGGUCACCAGUAGCACCAGUAUGGCAUCCAACAUUCGAUGUCAACCAUCCGAGCAAUUGAUUUUUUGAAUACGUCGAUAAUAUGCCGGGAUAAUGUGAAUACAAAUUUGCUCCGGAUCUAGGCGCUGGGAUGCAGACUGGCUCUGCAUGGACAAUAUUGUUAGCCUUGAAGCUUAAAAAUGAAUCAAUGCACCUAUCCUAUGAAAACCCCUCUUGACUAUUC
Molecule: messenger RNA, 824 nt
Organism: Penicillium brasilianum
Lineage: Eukaryota; Fungi; Ascomycota; Eurotiomycetes; Eurotiales; Aspergillaceae
Source: the annotation of a GenBank genome assembly